UCAGUGUCUGAUGACGAAUUUCCCCACGAAUCAUUAUCACUCAAUUCUGCAAGUGGUUCUAAUUUACUAUCGCUGUUCUCUAGCUGGUCUAAAACCGAUUUUGACCUAAAGGGAUGCUUUUUGGACGCCAUGGACAUUUCUCAGUUUCCAGGCCGAAAGAACAGUAAAAAUGUAGGCAGGACACAGGACAAAGCACUAGGGACAAAAUGUAUGUGAAAUGGUUUGAUACAGUAAUGUUUUAGUGUAUUAUUUAUUAUUACAUGAAUGUCACUUUUUGUCAUUUUCAAAUUUCCCGCCAUUUCAUCCCCCGUACGUCCCGACGCUCGCAGGGGACGGAAUCCAGAUGACAGAUGUCGGCAUCCGCCAGAUUACAUUGCCGGGGACACUGCAGGAGGGACA
This is a messenger RNA of Staurois parvus, 399 nucleotides long. The record is from the annotation of a GenBank genome assembly. Lineage: Eukaryota; Metazoa; Chordata; Amphibia; Anura; Ranidae.